AAUGCAAAUGAGUAACAAUGACACACCGAGAACCGUAAAUGUUAUUUUCCGCAUAAAAGAAUAAAAUAAUUCUUAUAUGAAUAUAGUCGAAACUUUCGAUGAAUCUAAGGAUGUACAAUACGCUACUAAAUGGUUCCUACACCAAUUCGAAGAAUUUUUGUUUUUACCACAGAUUUAGAUGUGAACGAAAAUAAUGAUCAAGUUUAACCAAAAGAGAUUCAUCGUCAAUACCUGGGUAAUGUUGCAAUGGCUAAUAUGUCUGGUAGCAACUACAUCUCCAAGUUAUCUUAUUCCUGUUACGAUCAACCCCCUUGUUCAACACCGAGAAAGAUUAAAAGAUGAACAAAUAAAUACUUUUUACGAAAAAGACAAAACAUUUUUCUCUAAAGUGACACCUUUGGACGCUUCUAGAUCUUCUGGAGAACCAGUUAAAGAUACAAUACAAAAAAAAAUAAAUGUAGUUUUUUUUACAGUUGUAUCAGCUUAUGUUUCUAAAACAAUGAAACUGAGCAAUCUCAAAUAUACGAAAAUGAGUAAAUGGUCGUACUCCGUUGAUGAGCAAAGUAUUUUGGCUGCAUCUGGUGGGAGUUUGACGUCAAUCGAUAGUAAUACAACGAUUUGUGAUAUCCAGAAGUAUGCUAUGAAAGUUUUGGAGAAAAAAUACAAAUUUAACACAAGUGAAAUAUUGCGCAAACUAAACUAUGAUUUAUCAGAUUAUUAUGCCGUUGAUGAAAAAGAGUGGACAUACGUUGUUGGGAUCAUUGUUCAAAAUGUUCUCGAACAUAGAACAAACACUUUGCAGUUAACCAAAUGCCACUUAGCUGAAAUGAUAAAUACUAGUGUGACUAAAAUGGAAGAAUUCACAUUGAAUGAAACUGACACUUACUUAUACAACACAACAAUGUUGCUUGAAAAACUCCCAAAUUACAAGGAAAUUGUGUUAAAUCAACUUUACAAAACAUUUGAAUUAUCUGAAGCAGAGUUUACAAAAGUCACCAAAACUAACAUUUCUCGUGUGAAAUCCAUGACAUUAAACAAUAUACUCAAGCUUUUCACUAAAAGUGUUCUUCAGAAACUUUUCGUCACUGAGAAUGAAGUUGCAGCAAGAAACCACAAUUUUUCUCAACAGAUGCUACUCUCAUGCCCUGAUAGAUGGCAUCCAUUUAUUAGCAUCAUUGUUAAUGAAUCAUUUCACAAUGCAGCGGAAAAAAUGUCUAUAGAUGUUGACGCACUUUCGUCUCUUAUCAACAAGUCUUAUUCCGUAGUGCAAAACUACAGCGUCAAUGAAAUGAUCAAUUUGCUGGAAAAAACAAUCAUUCCUUUAUCAAAUGACAAAAAAAUCCUUGAGACGUUACCAUUACAAAAAGUUAUUGAGCAGCUUGGUUCAAUUAAUGUCGGAGAAAAAGAUGUAUUUGAGGUUAUCUAUCGGUUUACCAACUUUACUGAAAAUCAGUUGACUGUUUUGUACAAUUGGUCGAUUAGCGAUUAUCUUUUUUCUGCUAAAUUUACCCUUGACGAUGUGAAUAUGGUUUGCAAAGUUGAUUCCAUGAAAACAGAACUUCUGACUUUGGCUACUUUUACAGUUGGUUCAACAAACAACUCAUGUAAUUCAUUUACUAUUUUACGAAGAAUAUCAGAAGGGCACUCAGUUAGCUAUUUGGAAAACAAGUACUCUUCUAAAGAACUGUUAUUGAAUAUUUCAGUUUCUCAGUUGAUUAAUCAGCUCACUAGAGUACCAUCAAACAUAAGCCACCGUGUUUUUAAUGUCUCUGGGGAAGCCGAGAGUCUUAUUUCAAGUUUCACUUUAAACGAUAUCAUUGCAGCGUCAAUGUACCAGAGUUCGCACUUGAAAUCAUUGUCUUUUCAAGCUAUUAUUGACAUCAUGGUUGAAUUGUGUAACAAUGGAUCAUUUCAUCAAAAAGUGAAAUCGAUGAAACCUUCAAGAUCGAUGGAAGUAUUUACGACAACUAUUGAAAAGUUGGUCCCAACUCAAAUUCGUCCAAGUGUGAGGUCAACUAUUCUCGAUUCAGAUGCAAAGUGUCAACCGUCAUGUAGGGCUGAAGAAUUUUGCGUUGUCAGAAGUGAUAAAUUUCCCAUUUGCCAAGCUACAAAAAACCUCGAAGGAAGCUUCAGAAUCAUAAACGGUGUUAAUUUCACAAAACAUUUAGAAGACCGGAAUUCUGAUGUCUUUAGAAACAUGGCUGCCCAGAUAGAAAGCGUGGUUGAUGUCAUUUAUGAAACGUCUUUAUAUUCGACAGUUUACCUUGGAGUAAACAUUUUACGUUUUGAGAAAGGGAGUGUCAUCGUUCAUUUCAAACUUUCUUUUGAAAACACAAUAGAAAUAAACGAUAGCACUAUAAAUGAUAUCACUGAAGUAUUGAAAAACGCCGAAGAUAGAAACUUCACAAUUGACAAAAACAGCACGAUAAUCAAUGAUUUUGAUGAAUGUUCUUCUGGGCUGCCACUAAAAUGUCAUGAAACAGAAAAUUGCCAUAAUACAUUAGGAUCCUAUAAUUGUAGCUGUCGUAAAUCAACAGAUGGAAAUGGGAUUGUUUGUGAAGCCAUUAACUCAUCACGAGAUAAAGAUAAAGAUGAUUUUCCAUGGAUUAUAGUAAUAGGUAUCAUGGCUUCUUUAAUAAUAUUUCUACUUUUCGUGAUGAUCUACAGAGAGAGAAAACACAGAAAGAAUAACAGACAAAAAACGUUAAAGAUCAGAGAGCACAACGGUGAUACUAACAUGACUAACAUGUAUCCUCAUCAAACGUCACAACUUGCUCAAACUCCAGAAUCAGUUACAGGUAUUUUUGAUGGUUUGGGAAUUAUUAAUCGUUAUGGAUCCCAACCACACAUGGCUUCAUUUAACCCUACAACUGAAGAUAAGAAGAGGUGGAGACAGCCACAGAUAUUCGAGUACAGUCUCUGAGCAAAAUGGCCACACAAACAUGUAAAUGGUUCAGAUUUUUUACAUUUUAGUAUAAAUGAUUCUUAUUUUUGAGCAAACGAUCGCAGUAUAUAGAAUCUGUUGAUAUAAAUUAUUAAAGAAACAAAAAAUUGUUAAUAUGUAUGAGCCAUGGACAGGCUUAUUAAAAACGAGGAGACCUUUGAAAUUAACAUUAUGGUUCAAAAAACAAAAGGGCUACUGAGCUUUAAAAAAUAAUAAUUUUCCUUGUAGCUCUAAUAAUUAAUUUAUCAUCAUGUAUCAAUUUGAUUCUGAGAUAAAAUUACGCAAAUGCAAUAAAUUUAUCAUACUAUAAA
Molecule: messenger RNA, 3255 nt
Organism: Xenia sp. Carnegie-2017
Lineage: Eukaryota; Metazoa; Cnidaria; Anthozoa; Malacalcyonacea; Xeniidae
Exons: 12
Coding region: 194-2923 (909 amino acids)
Molecular function (GO): calcium ion binding
Source: RefSeq, a predicted model, not a curated record